AUGAUUUUCGCCUCUGCUGCGACACUGCGCCGGUUGGUGGCAGCGCUACAAUGCCUUGGGCUUAAUUGUGUGCUCCCAGUGGGCGGGGAGUGCAGCCGCAGGCAGUUUAUCCUAACAACCUUGCUGAAGCUGCAGUACCUCAUAGAGCCUCCACAGUUCUCAUCUCAAGGUGAAGGGGGAGAGGCACAAGCCGAGUUGUCUCAACGGGGGGACAUGGGCGAACCAAGUGACCCUACGGAGCAGGCAGCUUUCUCUGCUGUGCGAGAGGCUGAAACCCCCCCAAAACAGCUCAUAUUGCUGCAUCACCUUGCAGCUUUCAUUUUGCAGAGGGUGGGCGUCGAUCUCGAUCUGCAGGUCCUCUUCCGUGCAGAGGCAGACGCUAUCUCGGAGCUUCUGCGGCUUGCGGAAUCCCUUGCAGAUGGCGUGAGGCAGGCACUAAACAGUCAAGCAACUUGCAGGGAAGGAGAAGAGGAGGGAGGAGAGAUCAAGAGAGAAAAACCUUUUGAGGUUCCCCAAACCUUGCGCAGCAAAGAGGCAGUUCAGGCAGUACAAGUGCAAGUAGAAAGAGUCCUCGUGUCCGUGCAGAACUUCUAUGGGGAAGAACAGACGCAGGAGAGGAGCAAGGCAGGAAGGUUCUUGCAAACCGUCUUGGCCUCAGAGGCAUCCUCGGCGAGGGCCGCUGUUGCUGCUGAAGCGGCUACAGAAGCGGCCAGCAGCAGCAGCAGCAGCAGCAGCAGCAGCAGGGCGUUGCUGGGGGAGCAGCUAAAUAGGGGUCGACAGGCCCUCGCUGAUGUAGAGAGAAGCAACGAGGCGCUCGCCUCCCAUGUGCAGGAGCUGAAGGAAAGGGUCCGCAGCGCGGAGCGAAACGCAGAUCGUCUCAGCAAGCAGUUGCUGCUACUCGGGCGUUCUCAGGACUCUGCUCUUGCAGCUGCUGAACAACAGCGGCAGCGUGACACGCAGGAACAGCUGCGCCAGCUGUACGUACAGUACGCACGAAAGUCUGCUGUCUGCGACACCCUCACUGCAUCCAUGGAGGCUAACGCAGGGAGCGCCGAGACAGCAGCAGCUCAGAACAGGCUUCGACUUCAGCAGGCUAGGCAGCAGAUGCGGCUGGAGCAUGCCGCACCUGCACCCUCCACCGAGACCCAGACUAAUUGCAUGGACACCCUGUGCGGGGGAAUGUCCGAGGACGUGGGUCUGACCCUGGCCUCUUCUGAACAGCUCUGUACGGAAGGCAGCGAACUCGACCUUGGUGUUAUAUAA
Messenger RNA from Eimeria acervulina, 1263 nucleotides. RefSeq lists its product as hypothetical. The transcript has 3 exons. The coding region runs from base 1 to 1263 and encodes 420 amino acids. The record is from RefSeq and is a predicted model, not a curated record. Lineage: Eukaryota; Apicomplexa; Conoidasida; Eucoccidiorida; Eimeriidae.